Molecule: messenger RNA, 1671 nt
Organism: Quercus lobata
Lineage: Eukaryota; Viridiplantae; Streptophyta; Magnoliopsida; Fagales; Fagaceae
Product: serine carboxypeptidase-like 20
Exons: 14
Coding region: 51-1442 (463 amino acids)
Biological process (GO): secondary metabolic process; proteolysis
Molecular function (GO): acyltransferase activity, transferring groups other than amino-acyl groups; serine-type carboxypeptidase activity
Source: RefSeq, a predicted model, not a curated record
UAUUGAAGCUGCCCCAAAAGACGCUCUCAUCACACAUCUUCCUGGCUUCAAUGGUACUUUUCCAUCUAAACACUACGCAGGAUAUGUUACCAAUAAUAAAAAUAAAAAUAAAAAUAAAAAAUAAUAAUGGUGGAAAGAAGCUGUUCUACUACUUUGUUGAGUCUGAAAGAAAGGCAUGGAAGGAUCCUGUUGUUUUGUGGCUGAAUGGUGGACCCGGUUGCUCGAGUAUGGACGGUUUCGUCUACGAACAUGGACCAUUCACCUUUGAAGAGGGAAAACCAAAAGGAAGCCUUCCUAGGCUGCGUCUUAAUCCUUAUAGCUGGUCCAAGGUUUCAAACAUAAUUUACUUGGAUUCUCCUGCCGGUGUUGGCUUCUCUUACUGGAAAUACUCAAGCGCACGCAAAACAGGAGACGUAGAAACUGCCUCUGAUACACAUGAAUUCCUUCUCAAGUGGUUUAAGCAAUUCCCAGAGUUCAUCUCCAAUCCAUUUUAUAUAUCAGGAGAGUCUUAUGCUGGAAUUUAUGUGCCAACUCUUGCUUCUGAAGUAAUAAAAGGAAUAAAAAAUGGCGUAAAGCCCUUUAUCAAUUUGAAGGGCUACAUGGUGGGAAAUGGAGUCACUGAUGGCAAAUUUGAUGGCAAUGCUCUUGUCCCAUUUGCACACGGGAUGAGCCUUAUUUCAAACAAUAUCUUUGAGAAAGUUCAUUCUUCUUGCAAAGGAAAUUACUAUAACCCUGUAGGAAAAUCUUGCAAUCAGAACCUUCAACUAGUUUAUGCGGCUAUUGAUGGGCUUAACGUUUAUGACAUCCUUGAGCCUUGUUAUCACGCCCCGGGAACACAAGGAAACACAAGUUUACCAUUAAGCUUCCAGCAAUUAGGAGAAUCUGAGAGGCCUCUUCCCGUGAGAAAAAGGAUAUUUGGCCGUGCUUGGCCUUUUAGGGCACCAGUAAGAGAUGGCUUGGUACCAUUGUGGCCUCAAUUAUCCCAAGGAAUCAGCGUUCCCUGUGUAAAUGAUGAAGUUGCAACUAUAUGGCUGAACAAUAAAGAAGUUAGGGAUGCAAUUCAUGCCAAGCCGCCAAGUGUGACUGGUGGUCCUUGGGUAUUAUGCACUGGUGCAAUACAUUAUGAGCAUGAUGCUGGAAGUAUGAUCCCUUACCAUAAAAAUCUGACCCUUCAAGGAUAUCGAGCACUUAUUUACAGUGGUGAUCAUGAUAUGUGUGUGCCGUUUACCGGGACCCAGGAAUGGACUAGAUCACUUGGAUAUAAGAUUGUGGAUGAUUGGAGGUCUUGGCACUCUAAGGGGCAAGUUGCUGGAUACUUACAAGGAUAUGAUAAUAAUCUCACCUUUCUGACCGUCAAGGGUUCGGGGCACACAGUUCCUGAAUACAAGCCACAAGAGGCACUGGAUUUCUACCGUCGUUGGUUGGAAGGGAAACCAAUAUGACAGAUGAAAACAAUUAGCUUUAUUCCACAUCCAAGAAGAAAAGAAAUAAAUAGCUUUGUGGUUCACAGAUUUUCAAUUACUCAUCUUUUUACAUGUGAAAAUAUAUGAGAAAAGAAAAGCAUAUAUGAAAGCAAAGAAAAUCAAUAAAUUAUAAACAAGAACUUCUUUCUAGCUUCUAUCCACCUAGCAAUAUUAGCCAGUCAAGAUUCUCCUCUUCUACUUUGGGGCC